UACCAUUGAGGUUUGUUACCUAAACUAGUGACUUCAUAUGGUUGUUUAAAUGCUUAAGUCAAAAUAUUGCAUUGAAAAAGUAAAAAAAAAAAAUAAUAACAAAAUCAGUAGGAAGAUUAAAACGGCGUCGUAUGAUUCUUCAUCUUCAACGUUGCAAGUAAUCUGUUCAUCGGUGAUUGAAUCACAACAGUGGCUUUCUCUUCCUAUCUUGCUUACUCUCCGUCUGAACAUGGCGGUCGCGCCCUACACGACCGGUUCCGCACCUCGUCUUUGUCCCCCUUCAAGUUGCGCUACAAAAAUCUACACCGGGUUGAAACCCCAAUCUGCGAGUCCUUUUGGUGCGGCUAUACCUAACGUCAACGCUGAGUUUUAUGCCAAAGUUGAUAAGACUCUUCAGUGCCGGUAUGCUAACCACAAACCAGUAAGAGCACGAAUUCAAAUGAUGCCUAUAGGAACUCCGAGAGUCCCAUAUAGGACACCUGGUGAAGGAACUUGGCAAUGGGUUGAUAUAUGGAAUGCCCUUUAUCGAGAACGUGUUAUCUUCAUUGGACAAGAGAUAGAUGAAGAAUUUAGUAAUCAAAUAUUGGCAACUAUGCUGUAUCUUGACAGCGUAGAUAACGCCAAGAAGCUCUAUAUGUACAUCAAUGGUCCUGGUGGGGAUCUUACACCAACCAUGGCUAUCUAUGACACCAUGCAGAGCUUGCAAAGUCCUGUAGCCACCCAUUGUGUUGGCUAUGCUUAUAAUCUUGCAGCAUUUCUCCUUGCGGCUGGAUUGAAGGGAAAUCGUUAUGCAAUGCCUCUUUCAAGAAUUGCGCUCCAAUCUCCAGCAGGAGCUGCUCGUGGUCAGGCUGAUGACAUCCAGAAUGAAGCAAAUGAACUUCUUAGAAUCAGAGAUUACCUUUUCAAUGAGUUGGCUACCAAAACAGGCCAGCCUGUUGAGAAGAUUACCCAAGACCUGAGCAGGAUGAAACGUUUCAAUGCACAAGAGGCUCUUGAAUAUGGGCUCAUUGAUCGAAUUGUCAGGCCACCCCGCAUAAAGGCUGAUGCACCUGUCAAGGACGGAAGCACAGGGCUGGGUUAAGAACUCAUGAUUUGCAAUCCACAUGCUGAGUAAUUAUUGCAGAAUCAAAAUGUUCCUCAUGUUAUAUUUCCUUCACCAAUUUUUGCAAGAUGUGUAACGUUUGAUAGUUAUAUAUAUUUUCAUGUAUCUAGAAAUGGAUGAAUUCCAAUUCUUAUUGAUAGCAGUAACAGAAGGUGGCUGAAGUUGCUGCCUAACUUUACAACACCCUCCUUUCUUGUCCCUUGCUCUCCAUUGUCCAAUCUCAUCUCAGUGCGUGAAAAAGAACUAAUAUCAUCUCCCCAAAUGAGAUUUGUGAGCAAAGUAAAGGAGAGUAAGACACAAACAUUACUAAUAAAAUAUUCAUUUUAAUGCAUUAAGAAGUUC
This is a messenger RNA of Lotus japonicus, 1444 nucleotides long. Its product is annotated as ATP-dependent Clp protease proteolytic subunit-related protein 2, chloroplastic. Gene Ontology annotation, molecular function: serine-type endopeptidase activity; ATP-dependent peptidase activity; ATPase binding. Gene Ontology annotation, biological process: protein quality control for misfolded or incompletely synthesized proteins. Gene Ontology annotation, cellular component: endopeptidase Clp complex. The record is from RefSeq and is a predicted model, not a curated record. Bases 50 to 1081 code for a protein of 343 amino acids. The transcript has 9 exons. NCBI's taxonomy places the organism in Eukaryota, Viridiplantae, Streptophyta, Magnoliopsida, Fabales, Fabaceae.